CGUGUGGCUGGGAGGGGUCUUCCGCUUCUCCAAGGGCUACUUCCGGAUUGAGAGGCGAUCCUUGCGGGUGCUGAGUGCUGAGGUGCUGGGCGGGUCCGCGGGCUGGGCUGCGGCCCGCGCGCUGCCGGCGAUGCUCGGAGGCAGCUCCGGGGCUCGAGAGCGCGAAACAGAGGGCGACGGGGCCGGGGCUGUGGCUGCACCGCCCGCCAUUGACUUCCCCACCGAAGGCCCUGACCUCAAGUAUGAUGAAUCUGAUGUUCCAGCAGAACUCCAGGUGUUAAAAGAACCCCUACAACAGCCAACUUUCCCUUUUGCAGUUGCAAACCAACUAUUGCUUGUUUCUUUGCUGGAGCACUUGAGCCAUGUGCAUGAACCAAACCCAGUUCGUUCAAGACAAGUUUUUAAGUUACUUUGUCAGACCUUUAUCAAAAUGGGGCUUCUGUCUUCCUUCACUUGUAGUGAUGAGUUUAGCUCAUUGAGACUACAUCACAACAGAGCUAUUACUCAUUUAAUGAGGUCUGCUAAGGAGAGAGUUCGUCAGGAUCCUUGUGAGGAUAUUUCCCAUAUCCAGAAAAUCAGAUCAAAGGAAGUAGCCUUUGAAGCACAGACUUCACGUUACUUAAAUGAAUUUGAAGAGCUUGCCAUCUUAGGAAAAGGUGGAUAUGGAAGAGUGUACAAGGUCAGGAAUAAAUUAGAUGGUCAGUAUUAUGCAAUUAAAAAAAUCCUGAUUAAGGGUGCAACUAAAACGGAUUGCAUGAAGGUACUAAGGGAAGUGAAGGUGCUGGCAGGUCUUCAGCACCCCAAUAUCGUAGGCUAUCACACCACAUGGAUAGAACAUGUUCAUGUGGUCCAGCCACAAGCAGACAGAGUUUCCAUUCAGUUGCCAUCUCUGGAAAUGCUCUCUGACCAGGCAGAGAGAGAUGAAUAUGGUGUUAAAAAUGACGAAAGUAGUAGCUCAUCCAUUAUCUUUGCCGAGUUUACCUCAGAAAAAGAAAAACCCUUUGGAGAAUCUGAUGUUGAAAAUCAGAAUAACAAAUUGGUGAACUAUACCACCAAUUUAGUCAUAAGAGACAACAGUGAGUUGGAAUCAUCUGUUGAGCUCCAAAAAAAUGGCCUGGCUGAUUUGUCUACCAGAUCAAUCGUUCAGCAGCAGCUGCCACUUAGGCAUAAUUCAGACCUAGAAGAGGAUUUCACAUCUACCGAGGAAUCUUCUGAAGAAAACUUCAACUUGUUGGGGCAGACAGAGGUGCAGUAUCACCUGAUGCUGCACAUCCAGAUGCAGCUGUGUGAGCUCUCCCUGUGGGAUUGGAUAGCCGAGAGGAACAAGCGGGGUCGAGAGUGUGUGGAUGAAUCUGCCUGUCCUUAUGUUAUGGCCAGUGUUGCAACGAAAAUUUUUCAAGAAUUGGUAGAAGGUGUAUUUUACAUACAUAACAUGGGAAUUGUACACAGAGAUCUGAAGCCUAGAAAUAUUUUCCUUCAUGGCCCUGAUCAGCAAGUAAAAAUAGGAGACUUCGGUCUGGCCUGCACAGACAUCAUACACAAGAAUACAGACUGGACCAACGGAAAUGGGAAGAGAAUACCGUCACAUACCUCCAGAGUGGGUACUUGUCUGUAUGCUUCACCUGAACAGUUGGAAGGAUCUGAGUAUGAUGCCAAGUCAGAUAUGUACAGCUUGGGUGUGAUCCUGCUGGAGCUUUUCCAGCCGUUUGGAACAGAGAUGGAGCGAGCAGAAGUUUUAACAGGUUUGAGAACUGGUCAGAUACCUGAAUCCCUGAGUAAAAGGUGUCCGGUACAAGCCAAGUAUAUCCAGCACUUGACUAGAAGGAACUCAUCGCAGAGACCAUCUGCUAUUCAGCUGCUGCAAAGUGAACUUUUCCAAAAUUCUGGAAAUGUUAAUCUCACCCUACAGAUGAAGAUAAUAGAGCAAGAAAAAGAAAUUGAAGAGCUAAAGAGGCAGCUAAAACUCCUUUCUCAGGACAGAGGGGUGAACGACAGCAUGAAAGACGGAGUUGUACCUGUCUAGCCUUAAUUAGGCUAUGUCGGUAAUAUGAAAGUGUCGGUAAUAUGAAACAAUUUUAAACCCUUAAAAUUGUUAACUGGAGUGUAAAUUUUCAAUCUUUAUUAGGGCAUAAAUGGUAUAAUUCUUAAUUAUAUUUAGUAAGGCUGGACAAGACUUACUAAAGAUUUAAAAGUGCCCCUGCAUUGCUUUUUCCUUAGGGAGCUUUUUACUGCUCUGAAUUAAACCUGUUCUUUCCCUUUCCUAUUGCACAAGCUCCUAUUCCUGAAUUUCCUGCUUCAAUAUUACCAUCCACACAGUCCCUGAAACUAAAAAGACAUCAUCCUCAACUGUUCUUUCUUCUUUAAACUCUGCCCAUUGACCCCUUAGUCCCCCUUUAUAAGGUUCUGCUGCAGAAAUCGAUGUGUGUGCUCCCUACCCUGACUGCCUAAGCCCAGGCCUGCACACUGACUGGGCUGUUCCAAUGUGGACAGCUGCCAGUCUUCCUACCCUCUCACACUGUUGCUGAGGUUAAUUUACCAGAAAGACACCUGAUCAGUUCAUUUCUUGGCUCAAAACCUUUUGCUGGCUCUCUGCUGCCUCCAAGAUAAAAGCUCAACUCCUUGGCAGUGUGUACCUCUAGCCUUUUUGUCUGUUCUGCCCACCUUCAACUGAGCA
Propithecus coquereli (Coquerel's sifaka) is the source of this 2674-nucleotide messenger RNA. RefSeq names its product eukaryotic translation initiation factor 2-alpha kinase 1 (gene EIF2AK1). Gene Ontology annotation, molecular function: protein kinase activity; ATP binding. NCBI's taxonomy places the organism in Eukaryota, Metazoa, Chordata, Mammalia, Primates, Indriidae. The coding region runs from base 131 to 2023 and encodes 630 amino acids. The transcript has 15 exons. The record is from RefSeq and is a predicted model, not a curated record. Gene Ontology annotation, biological process: protein phosphorylation.